CACCCAUUGAGUUUGGAUGCCAUUGCAAUUCUAUACUAAAAUAUAAGAGAAAAGUGAGAUGACAGCUAUAGUUAGUGUGUUUGAUUUGAGCAAACUAGGUAAUGUAACAUGGGAAAUUGGUAAUCCAAGUCACAAAAAUCUGGUGACAUCUAACGUGUGGAAGUAAUUCCCUCAACAACAAUGCCGGGCAUUUAAUGCCUAAAAACACAGAAACCGUGUAAAAAUUCAUAGGCUGGCCCGAGGGAAUUAUAUCAAUAAUGUGGUCAAACAACCUGAGGAAAGCGCGUUUAGAUGGUUAUUUUUCAGAGAGCAGGAUCAGGAUCAGGAUGAGGUCUAUGGUGAAAGGCUAGUGAGCAUAUUUUGUGCCGUGAGAUCCGCAGGGCAUUGGAGAUCCUCUUGCGUCAGAUUAGGCUGCAUUGGGAGUGUUCAAUAGUGGGGAGAUGACCCAAAUCUGGCAGUAAAGCUUCUGCUUGUUCUUUCCAUUCCUUUCUCUCUCUGUGCUUAUGUUUUUACUGUCGAAAAUGAGGAGAUCUACAGUUCGAGGUUUGUCAGGGACAGGAUGGGGUAUGAUUGCGCUUUUUCUGGGGGUUUUGAGUUUGGGUGCAGCACAGAACAACACAAACUCGUCCUUCAUACCCAAAGUGGCAAUCCUGAUGAACUGCGGGUCGCAGGGGAGCAAGAGCGAUGCAAUGGGGCGCUCAUGGGUGGGAGAUGAAGAGUCCAAGUACGCUCCGCCGACUGUGGCCAAUCUAGUGUCGGCAGCUGCCUCAUCGCAGGAUCCGUCGCUUCCGUCGCCUGUGCCCUACAUGACUGCUCGCAUUUUCACGGCCCCGGCCACUUAUUCCUUUGUCGUUUCCCCUGGUCGCUACUGGCUCAGGCUCCAUUUUUAUCCCUCCGAUUAUACCCAGUCAUACCCGCGCUCCGACGCAAUAUUCACCGUCGCCUCCAAUGGCUACACUCUACUACACAACUUCAGCACUUCACAGACGGCAGAUGCCCUCACGCAGGCAUAUCUCAUCCGCGAAUUCUCCGUCAACGUCUCGAACGAUCACCUAAAUGUGACUUUCUCGCAGGACAGGAAAUCGGGGUACGCGUUUGUUAACGGAAUCGAGGUCGUCUCCAUGCCGGAUCUGUUCAAUAGCGCGCCUCUCGUAGGAGCUGACGCCCAAUUUUCUAUUAGUUCGUCUACGGUUCUGCAGACCAUGUACAGGCUCAAUGUGGGAGGGCAGGCCAUUCAGCCGAUCAAGGACUCCAAUCUCAGCCGCACCUGGUACGACGAUACGCCGUAUAUCUACGGGGCGGCAUAUGGCAUAACCGGCGACAAUGGCACUAAUGAUCUGGUUUAUGGCUCCAUACCGCAAUACAUGGCUCCUGUCGACGUUUAUACUACCUACAGAUCCAUGACACCUGAUCCAACAGUCAAUUCGAACUUCAAUUUGACUUGGAUGUUUUAUGUUGAUGCCAAUUUUACCUACUUGGCGCGGCUGCAUUUCUGCGAGUGGAUCUACACUCUGCCUAACCAGAGGGCUUUUAAUAUUUACAUCAAUAAUCAGACGGCUGAGACUGCAUUUGAUGUGAUUGGAACAGGGGCCAAUUUAGGAAAUCCUAUAUACAAGGAUUAUGCUAUUUAUGUGCCGGCGCAGGAAGGGGAUCCUUAUUUAUUUGUAGCGUUGCAACCAGAUGUUGCCGUAAAACCGCAAUAUUAUGAUGCGAUCUUGAAUGGACUAGAGCUGUUCAAGCUCAAUGAUAGUGCAGGGAAUUUGGCAGGCCCAAAUCCGGUGGCAAGCAUUGUAGAUAAUAGCCAGGGACCGGAUUCUGGAGUAAAUGCUUCUCCAAGCUCUCACAGCAGCAGCAGCAAGGGUCCUGUGAUUGGGGGCGUGGCUGGAGGGGUUGCUGUGUUGGGUCUCAUUCUUGCUCUAUUUUGUUUUAUUCAUCGGCGCCGUGGUAGGUCAUCAGAUGGGGACAAGCCCUCUGGAUGGCUGCCUCUGCCACUUUAUGGGGGUAACUCGCAUACCAUGGGAAGCAAGGUUUCCACAGCAUCUGGAAAGAGUGGCACUGGUAGCUAUGUCUCAUCUGCACCUUCCAGUUUUUGUAGGCAUUUCACAUUCGCUGAGAUCCAGGAGGCUACUAAAAACUUUGAUGAGUCUCGAAUUCUUGGUGUUGGAGGUUUUGGCAAAGUUUAUGAAGGUGAAGUUGAUGGUGGUACCAAAGUUGCAGUUAAGCGAGGGAACCCAUUAGCAGAGCAAGGCAUCCACGAAUUUCAAACAGAAAUAGAAAUGCUUUCUAAACUCAGGCACCGGCAUUUGGUUUCUCUUAUUGGUUAUUGUGAAGAAAAUUGUGAGAUGAUUUUGGUUUAUGAUUAUAUGGCCAAGGGACCAUUGAGAGGACACAUAUAUGGAAAUAGCAAUUUGAUUCCUUUAUCCUGGAAACAGCGAUUAGAGAUCUGCAUUGGAGCUGCUCGAGGUCUUCAUUAUCUUCACACAGGGGCUGCUCAAACAAUUAUACAUCGGGACGUGAAGACUACAAACAUACUUCUUGAUGAAAACUUAGUUGCAAAAGUUUCAGAUUUUGGAUUAUCAAAAACUGGACCGACUCUUGACCAUACCCAUGUUAGCACUGUAGUCAAAGGCAGCUUUGGAUACCUGGACCCAGAAUACUAUCGUAGGCAGCAGCUCACUGAGAAAUCAGAUGUUUAUUCAUUUGGUGUUGUGCUGUUUGAGGUAUUGUGUGCACGACCUGCCAUUAACCCUUCACUUCCACGAGAACAGGUAAGCAUUGCUGAAUGGGCUUUGCAUUAUCAGAGAAAGGGAAUGCUAGAGCAAAUCAUAGAUCCUCUUCUGAAAGGUAAAAUUAAUCCUGAGUCUCUUAAGAAGUAUGGAGAAGCUGCUGAAAAAUGCCUUGCUGAGCAAGGUGUUGAUAGGCCAGCUAUGGGAGAUGUACUUUGGAAUUUAGAAUUUGCUUUGCAGCUGCAAGAGACUGCAAUGGAGAAUAAACUGGUCGAUGACAGUACUACUGACCUUAUUCAAAUGUCCCCUGAUUACAGCCACGUAAACAACUCAGCUACUUAUGCUGUUGGAGAUAACAGCACUUCAACAAGCACAGCGGGCCAUAGUUUGGCUAGUGUUGAUUUGGAUGAUGUAACUCCAAGUGCAGUUUUUUCACAACUGGUGAAUCCACAAGGGAGGUAAUUGAAUCGGCAAGAGGAAUAUCUUGUUUGUGUAUGUUGUAGUUACUGCAGCUAGCACUGUCCUGAGAUUGCAGUGAGUCAGGUAAUUGAAGUUUAUAGAUCCUUGAUUUUUACUUUGUUGCUUAUCAAUAGUUAUCAAGUGCAUAUUGCUGUCAUUCACUUUAUUGUGUCUUUACGGGCACUGUUUGUUAAAUUCUUAUUAUGUUUUUUCUGUAUUCUAUCUCUGUUUUGGACUGGACAUCUGUCUUGUGAUAUGGCAAUCUUUUAUUAUUCAAAGAUCUGGAAUUUUCCAGUGUGAGGAAAAGCAUACGUCUGCUGAUAAGGAAGCAGGUCUUUUCUCAAAACACAAUUCAAGGAGUCAAAAGUGAUCUAAAUUUUUGGAGUAUACAUACAGCUAGAGGCUGUUCAGGUCUUCUAAUCCCGUGCCUUGAUCUAGUGGUUGAUUUUACCUCUUGAGUAUUUAUUCUUCUCUGUAUAGUGUAUUCCCAUAAGAUUAUGGUUGGAGACUAUAUUGGUACUUUUGCUUGCUUUUCAUGUUUGCCUAAAUAAUGCUCCAACAUUUCUAAACAUUGGUGGUAUGAAAAUUAAUGUUCGUAGCUGCAUACUUAGAUGUAUUCUGAUCAAAUUCUUUCUUGACAAUUAUACUUCUAUCAAAAUUAUAUAAUUUGGGAAAGUAUUCUAGCCUUUCUUAA
Cryptomeria japonica (Japanese cedar) is the source of this 3879-nucleotide messenger RNA. Its product is annotated as receptor-like protein kinase FERONIA. The transcript has 2 exons. Bases 504 to 3188 code for a protein of 894 amino acids. The record is from RefSeq and is a predicted model, not a curated record. Gene Ontology annotation, biological process: protein phosphorylation. NCBI's taxonomy places the organism in Eukaryota, Viridiplantae, Streptophyta, Pinopsida, Cupressales, Cupressaceae. Gene Ontology annotation, molecular function: protein kinase activity; ATP binding.